This is a messenger RNA of Lytechinus variegatus (green sea urchin), 6700 nucleotides long. Its product is annotated as electroneutral sodium bicarbonate exchanger 1-like. The transcript is spliced from 28 exons. Gene Ontology annotation, biological process: monoatomic anion transport; regulation of intracellular pH; transmembrane transport. The record is from RefSeq and is a predicted model, not a curated record. Gene Ontology annotation, molecular function: sodium:bicarbonate symporter activity; monoatomic anion transmembrane transporter activity; solute:inorganic anion antiporter activity. Lineage: Eukaryota; Metazoa; Echinodermata; Echinoidea; Temnopleuroida; Toxopneustidae. Gene Ontology annotation, cellular component: plasma membrane. The coding region runs from base 347 to 4297 and encodes 1316 amino acids.
UGCUGGCAAGGAGGCAAUCCAUCCCUGAGCCAAACAUUAUCAGACUGCCAGUCAGUUAUCCGAGUUCGUUUGUUGACGACACGGUGAGAUGGGGCUUUAAAAUACAGACAGAUCUACCGGCAUAGCGGAGUGAGCUGUACAAUACAGAGCACCGGCUUGAUACGGUGAAGCAGAUAGCAACAUACUACCAGUGCAGACAGGAUAAAUUUAUAUAAAGAUAGGCAUAUAUUUAUUCAAAGCUGUUGGCAGAAGUGAUGUUUGACUAGCUACUUGGACCUAUACUUGUACGAAAGAUUUAUUUUAUGUGCUGGAGGCCAGGUGGAAGCGGAGAUACAGAAUUUGAAAGAUGGAUGAGUCAGAUGUAGUGGUGGACCAGGGUAACUAUCACAGUCUGAGGGAAGCUGAUGAAAGUGAAAUAUCAGGUCACCAUGCCAUCUAUGUAGGUGUCCAUGUCCCACACAGCGAAGAGCAGCCACAGAAGCACCAUCAUCACCACCACCAUCACAAACACCGACACAAAGGCAAGAGUAAAAAGAACGGUUCACACAGUAGCGCCAACAACAGUAGUUCCACCUCAGACGCGUUCUCUCCAAACAGCGACCCGGAUGCCAGACCAGAUGCCCUUCUCCUCGAUAAAAACGGUACCGGAGAUGCUUCUCAGCGGGUUAAGUUCAUCCUUGGUGAUGAAGCCGAUGAGGGUCAUGAAUCUCAUGAGAUCUUCACAGAGAUGGAGGAGCUGUGCGUUGGGUCUGACGGGGAAGAGCUUGAGUGGAAAGAGAUGGCAAGGUGGAUAAAGUACGAGGAGGAUGUAGAUGUGGAUGCAGACAGAUGGAGUAAACCUCACGUAGCGACACUGCCUCUUCACAGUCUGUUUGAACUGAGGAACUGCCUGAUUAAUGGUACAGUGUGUCUGGACAUGGAGGCAGACAACAUAGUCCAGAUUGCAGAUCUUGUCCUGGACAAGUUGAUUAUGUCAGAACAGUUGGAUGAGAGCAAGAGAGAACAGGUCCGGGAGGCUCUUCUACGCAAGCACCAUCAUCAGAGCCACAAGAAACACCGUGACAAGAGGGGUAGCAGUCUCCUGCCCAUGAUCAGAUCUCUGACGGACAUCGGACGCAGUCUCUCACAGGGUGGCUCUCACAAUACAAGCAUGGAACAACAAGCUGCUCAAGGGACACUACAGACAUCCCAUGGGUCAUCCCCUAACAUACAGAACAGCCAAACCUCCCCUAGCUCACUCAUGGUCAAGACCAGCUCCGGUGAGCUAGGCAAGUCAGAUACAUCCGGGAGCCUCCCCAAGGUCUCAAGUCAUCACAGUCUAAAGAAAAGAUUCAGUGAAGCUCGUCUCUCCAUCCCGCACAACCUACACGGACAUAGUCUCUCGAAAAGACUGAGUGAAGCUAGAAUGUCUCUGCCGCAAAACCUCCAGGGUCUUAGUAUGACGUCUCUUGAAUCCUAUCAUAGAAGUAAACCAGAAUCCAUUAAACAUAAGCUGGAUUUUAGACAUGGAAGAUCUAAGUCUUUCCACUCGGUCAAAGUGGAUUCACCAAGACUUUACAGAGCGCAUCUUAUUGAUAGGUUUGAGAGGUCCAAGUCUGUCCAUUCCGUCCCAAGUAAAUCCGGAUCCCUCCAUUCUAAUAAAUCAGAGAACUCGUUUAAAUUAAAACGAUCAUCAAAGGCCAGGCACAGUUUCAUGCGGAAGAUCCCCCAGGGUGCGGAGGCCUCCAACGUCUUGAUCGGCGAGGUGGAUUUCCUGUCACGUCCAAUCAUUGCUUUCGUUCGCCUCCAGACGGCGGUGUCCCUCGGUGACCUGACGGAGGUCCCCAUCCCGACCAGGUUCCUUUUCAUCCUCCUUGGCCCGCAGUCCGGGGGAACCAAGCGAUACCAUGAGAUUGGGAGAUGCGUAGCAACUCUCAUGUCAGAUAAGAUUUUCCAUGAUGUUGCUUACAAAGCCAAGAACGUCAAGGACCUUCUUGCAGGCAUUGAUGAAUUCAUUGACUCUGUUACAGUUCUUCCACCUGGUGCAUGGGAUCCGAAUAUCAGAAUUGAGCCGCCCAAGACGGUUCCUUCGCAGGCCAAGAGAUUAUCCCACUUCCAAACACCCAAUGGACACGCAGAAGGGAUAGAUGAAGAAGAUGGAGGAGGAGGAGGGGGUGGAGGACAUAACGGAGAGCAUGAAGGGCUGGAGAGAACAGGAAGGAUAUUUGGUGGUCUGGUUGAGGACUGUAAGCGUCGCUUCCCUUUCUAUCUGAGUGACUUCAAAGAUGCGUUCCACCUGCAGUGUCUGGCUUCGUUCAUCUUUAUGUACUUUGCUUGUAUCACUCCUGUCAUUACGUUUGGUGGACUACUAGGCGAGGCUACAGAUAACAAAAUGAGUGCGUUAGAGAGUCUACUUGGGGCUUCCAUAUGUGGUGUAGCAUUUCAUCUCUUUGCGGGUCAACCUCUUACCAUCUUAGGAUCAACGGGUCCUAUUCUAGUCUAUGAGAAGAUAUUGGUCAGCUUCUGCGAAACCGCUGGUCUGGAUUACCUGUCAUUUCGUUUCUGGAUCGGCCUUUGGACGAUGUUACUAUGUAUCAUCUUGGUUGCGACGGAUGCUAGUUCUCUGGUCAAGUACUUCACCCGUUUUAUCGAGGAGAGCUUCUCCAGUCUCAUUUCCUUCAUCUUCAUCUACGAGUCUGUUCACAAACUUAUAAAGAUCUACAAGCAAAACCCUGUGGAAGGAUAUGUGAAUGAAAACACGACAUAUGAAUGCAUGUGCCAGACAGCAUCCAACUUGUACGAGUAUCGCGAAGAAGAUUUCUAUGAAGAAGCAGAGGAAGAUUGUGAACGCAUGAAUGGGACGCUCGUGGGUAACUAUUGUGGCAAGCAUGUUCCGCAGUCGGACAUCUUCCUCAUGUCUCUUGUCUUGAUGAUCGGAACGUUCACCAUUGCUUACAGUCUCAAGGAGUUCAAAACAACAGGGUACUUCCCGACCAUUAUAAGGCAAACAGUGAGUGACUUUGCCGUUCUUAUCGCUGUUCUGGUCAUGGUAGGAGUGGACAAACUGUUUGGCGUUGAUACACCUAAGCUACUUGUACCGUCAGAAUUUAAGCCCACGUCUGAUGAGCGCAAGAGCUGGUUCAUCGACCCGUUCAACGGCAACCCCUGGUGGACGGCGCUAGCUGGUGUCUUACCGGCCCUUCUAGCAACCAUCCUCAUCUUCAUGGACCAGCAGAUCACUGCUGUCAUUGUCAAUAGGAAAGAAAAUAAAUUCAAGAAAGGGCUAGGCUACCAUCUUGAUCUGUUGAUAGUUGCCGUUAUGUUGGGUGUCUGUUCUAUCAUGGGGUUGCCAUGGUUUGUUGCUGCCACUGUGUUGUCUAUCAACCACGUCAACAGCUUGAGGGUGGAGUCUGAAUGCAAGGCACCGGGAGAGAGACCAAAGAUUGUCGGUUGCAGGGAACAGAGAUUAACAGGUGUGAUGGUCUUCAUUAUGAUUGGAUUGGCUACCCUCAUGACCAAGAUCUUAUCUUUUGUACCAAUGCCUGUCUUGUACGGAGUGUUUCUCUUCAUGGGUAUUGCAUCACUAAAAGGUGUUCAGUUUGUGGACCGUCUAGCACUGUUCUUCAUGCCCCUGAAGUACCAGCCAGACUACAUCUACCUACGCCACGUCGGUAUCAAGAGGGUUUAUCUAUUCACCUUUAUUCAGCUCAUGUGUCUCGUCGUACUCUGGGUUAUUAAGUCAACGGAUGCUGCCCUCGUCUUCCCCAUCAUGGUAUUGGGUAUGGUAUUGGUGAGGAAGCUAAUGGACAAGGUUUUCACCCAGCAAGAGCUGAUGAUGUUGGAUGAUGUGAUGCCGGAGAUGACCAAGAGAGCCAAGCAUGAUCGCAAGAAGAAGGAAGAAGAAGAGGUCGCAGCCUGUGAACAGAUCAAGAACAUCCCUGGUCGUGUCCAGGUACCUCUGUCAGAUGGUAACAUGUUGAGCAUCCCUGUAGACAAGGUGGAGUUUCAUCCCGAGGUUGCAUGCAUCAACAUUCCCGAGGACAUGGCCAAAACCGGUGUCUGGAAAGCCUUGGCCAAGAAUUCAGAAGCUGGUCAGGUCGUCCACAGAAAACCACACGGAAAAGAAAAAACAAAUAGUGGUGGUGCCCGUCCAACUCUCGACCUUCCCACAAUCCCCGGCAGUCCUCGGGAAUCGUCGUACCUAGAGACCCAACGGGGGAGCAUCCAGGAGGUCCGUAUCGAGGUCCCUGAGCAGUUCCGACGCACCCCAUCUCCUCCCCCACCUUACAAUGGUACUGAUAACGAAACCUCUGUUUAAAAGGCUACAAGGUCUCAACUCCAUCACUCUGUGGAUGCUAUGAGUCAAGCAGAAGGAGUUAACUCCAGUUUCCGAUUAUGACUGACUAAUACAGAUACAGAUGUACUUUAUUUUCUCUGUGGUGACAUGUGUAGUCAAAAAGUAUAUAUGUCAAGGCAUGAAGACUGUAUAAUGGCAGGGAAGAUGUUUCAACAGAUGUGUGAUCAUAUCAGAGUUUUAAAGAAUUUACUUUGUCAGUCAGUUUGUUUUUAUUUGUUCGAGAGGUGUGUUCAUAGGAAAUGUAUAUUUUUAUUGAUUGAAAAAAUGAAGUUACACCUUUUGUUUGGUUGGCAGCCUAGUUGCAUGCUGUCAGAAUGCUGUAGGAUCGUCAAAAGUUAAGAACCCAUUAAGAACCAAAAGGGAAAUGAUCUUAUAACUCAUACAUCAUCGUCGGUGAUUUUUUUUUUAAAAGCCAAUUAUGUAAGAAUGUGUGUGCAAAACUGCUGCAUGAUAUUUAUUAUGUGCGUGUGUUUAUCAAAUGAGAGAAUAUAAUAUUUUGGAGAGAGAUUUCCAGAUAUUGUGGGGUUGCGCCUGUCGGAGAUGAUCUGAUUUACAUCAUAUCCAAAGGGCAUGUAGAAGCGGAGUGUUAAGGCAAUUCACAAUGAAAACAGAAAAAAUUAAAUCUAGAUUGAUAUUGCGACCUUUUGAAAAUACAUGUAUACCACUAAUCUGCAUUGUGUGUGUUGACAGUUAAUAGGUGAUAUCAGGCUUUAUAUCAACUCCCUCCAUUCCAAAAACUUGUAUAUACAUUGCUGUCAUACUUCUUAAAACGGUAGUACUAUACUAUCUGGCUCCGAAUUUAAAAUCAUUUCAUCAGGCAGCAAGGAUUAUAUUAAAGAAAGAUAUUAAGUCAAUUUGCUACUUACAUAUUAGGCAGUUUUAUUUCUUUUGUCUUAAUAUGCAGAAAGAUUAUUGGCAGAUAUGAGCUCUCUUUGUAAAGACAAAAUAAAAUCAUGGCUCUAUGAUUUAUAUGAAUAACGAGUAUAUGAUCUCAAUAAUUAAUGAUUUACGCACAUGUAUACCUCUAUCAUACUUAAUUGUCCUUUGUCAUUUUGUUGGGGGUUGUCAAAAACUGUAUCUGAAAAUGUAAAUGAUUUAAGAAAAACUGUAUUUUUUUAUCAUGGCAAUAGUUGCAACCUCAUAUUGUCUGAAAACAGUCUCCUAGUUCCUGGAGAGAAUUUUUUUAUGCAGAAAAGGUUGCUACAUAUGUCAUUCUAAAAAAUAAUAAUAAUAAAAACAACCUAUUCAGAACUAUUAAUUUGGGGAUACAAGGGUAAUACUUUUGAACUAGGAUAUACUCUAAUCUCAGUUUUUCUAGAGGAUUGUAUAACUUUUCUAAACUUGCACAGGCAUGCCUACGGAUGCCUGUAUGGGAACAAAAAUAACCGACCUGAAGGAGAGAAUUGGUCAGAAGCCAUCGGUAUUUAUUCUUGUUUAAUUUAAAAAUAGUUUUGUAUGUUCUGGUGUGAUAAUUUAAAGCACCACUCAUUUCAUUUCGUUUCAUGUAUCUCAACAAAUUGUAGAGUUUUAUGAUAGCGAUGAAAAUGCCCACAAGUUGAAACAGUGCAUUGGCGAGUUCACACCAGACUGUAUGAAACAAUCAUUAACUUACAGAUAUAGAUGCAGAAUAUUAUUACAGGGUUAAAAGCUAGAAACAAAUUCUUGUUAGUUGAAAAAAAGAGAAUGAUUAAUUCUAUUCUUGCCAGUAUCAUAUCACCAACACCUUUAAAAAAAAAGUUAUCUGUAGUUAUGUCCAGCCGAAGUAGUGUUAAACGGUCAGGGUUAGGAAAAAGAAUUGUGUAUAAAACUGAAUAUGUAAAUAGGCUAAAACAACAUAACAUGGUAGGGUUUCUAUUAUAGACUGGCAAUAAUACAUUUAUUACUUUCGUAACAAUCAUACUUUUUUUUUGUAUAAAACUUUAGUCCCCUUUUAACCAAAUAUUUUCGAAGCCAAAAGGGCAAUUAAUGAUCUUGUUUUUAAAGUCUAGUAGUGUAGAUUUUUUUUCCUUGUGUAAAUGUAUAUUUCUUGAGAUUUCAAAAUGUUUGUAAAUUAAUGAUAUUGUCAGGAUAUUGAAAGAAGAAAAAUGGAGGAAAAAAUGUUAAAUUAUUGUAAACUACAUGUUUUUAAGAGCACUUCCAUAACUAAGUGAUGAUUGUAAAGAGAUAUAUUUUGUUCACCUUAUAUUAUGCAACUUUCUACCACUUUGAAUGUGCUUGUCUUUGUUUUAUUGGUGUUCGGUAGUUCUUUUAGUGUCCAUUGAUUGCUGUUUUUGUUGAACAUACUAACCUAAAUUUCUAUUAGAAACCAGAAAACCAGCGAUUUGGGCAUAUGAAAAGAGUGAUAAAGGAUUAUUAAUAGAAAUU